CCGCCCCGGCCCGAUGCUGGCCCUCGUCCGGCCGUCGGCCUCUUCAACCACAGGGCGUUCCUGGUGAUGGUGAUCUGCCUGGUGGCCAACGCCGUGCUCGGGGUCGCGAUGGACCUGGCCCUGGCGCCCGCCUACUACUUCGCGCACGGGCCAGGGUGGCACACCGCGCCCUGGUCGCCGAGCAUCCAGGGCGCGCUGGCCGUUCACCUCGUGGUCCAGGCCAUCCUCGCCUGGUAUGCGGUCCCCAUCUUGAGGCUGCACGUCGGGUUCGUGACGCGGAACGAGUUGGCGCAGGAGUGGAAGGAGGAUACGAACUAUGUCGUAUUCGAUGAGCUGACCGGGGAGCCCAGGGAGAUCGAUGACCUGACCGAGGAGGAGUACGACGAGUUGUUCGACGACUUUGUGUACGUCAAGUCGAGGAAUGUGUGGGACCAGGGUUGCAUGCGGAACUGGAUGCUUUUCUGGUGCGCGCCCAGAUGUGACCCCGCGGAGCUGGGCGAGUUCUAG
This is a messenger RNA of Prorocentrum cordatum, 507 nucleotides long. The record is from the annotation of a GenBank genome assembly. Lineage: Eukaryota; Dinophyceae; Prorocentrales; Prorocentraceae.